AUUGCGGAGAGCUAAUUUAAUCCAUCAGGACCAGUCAGUUAUAAUCAGCAGUAACAAUGCAGGUCAGUAGCGAUUUCAUCUGGAUAUCCCUUCCCCGUUUGGGUCCCCCAGGAUGGCUCCAAGGUCGCUUUCGUUCGUGCUGCUACUUGUGUCGUAUGCGGUCGCGUCGAGUUCUUCGGCCACGGUCCCGACGGUUUCUGCUUCUGCAUUCAGUAGCAGUACCCCUGUCACGAGUAGUACAAGCUCAUUGAGCAGCGCGAGCACGUCAACCAGUGGCAUCGCAACAUCCGUGUCAACCUCCUCCUCGAUGACUUCCUACCUUGCUACUGAGACUGGUCCUUUAACUUUGCCCAUCUCACACUACUCUUUCACUCCGUUUCCGACUCCAACGCUCGCGCCAGAGCCACCAGGUUUCCCUGCAACAGAUCCUUUAUAUCCCCCUCCUGUUAGUGCAGACCCAGUGAUUGUGCCUGACUUUGCUCCAGCUUGGGCAGUCGCUUACACGAAAGCAACGUCUAUGAUAUCGAACUUCACUAUCGAGCAAAAAGUCAACAUUACUACGGGCGUUGGCUGGACUAAUGGUCUCUGUGUCGGGAACACUCCUCCUGUCGGAGACUUCCCUGGGUUGUGUCUUCAAGAUUCACCGCUUGGAGUCCGGGAUACUGACUUCGUCACUUCAUUCCCCGCUGGUAUCACUACCGCAUCCACCUGGAAUCGCGCUCUCAUGCGUGCCAGGGGUCUCGCAAUUGGUCAAGAGAACCGAAUGAAGGGUGUCAAUGUCGCUCUGGGACCCAUGAUGAAUAUGGGCCGCAUCGCUCAAGGUGGACGCAACUGGGAGGGAUUCGGCGCUGACCCGUUCUUAUCUGGCGAAGCCGCUUAUGAAACAAUCCUGGGUCUACAAUCUGGUGGUGUCCAGGCCACCGCGAAGCAUUACAUGAACAACGAACAAGAAUGGAAGCGCACGCAGGAGUCUUCCAAUGUCGAUGAUCGUACCGAGCAUGAAAUUUACGCACAACCUUUUAUGCGUGCUGUAAUGGCGGGUGUCUCAUCGGUUAUGUGCAGUUAUAACUUGGUCAAUGACACUUAUGCUUGCAACAACAACAAGACCCUCAACGACAUGAUGAAACGCGAGUUUGGCUUCCAAGGCUUCAUCCAAUCUGAUUGGUCUGCGACGAUGAGCACCCUUUCCGCUGUCGCUGGUCUUGAUAUGACGAUGCCUGGAGACAUAACCCUCGGUUCAGGGACUUCUUACUAUGGUCAGAAUCUCACGGACUUUGUCAUGAACGGCACUAUUUCUGUGCAGAGGCUUGAUGAUAUGGCGACGCGGAUUAUUGCUGCAUGGUACUACUUGCAUCAGGAUGAAGGUUACCCAAAUGCCACUGUUUCUUCGUUCGACCUCUACAACCCCAUUAAUCAGGAGGUCAAUGCGCAAAGCGAUCAUUAUCUAAUUGUACGCGAGAUUGGUGCCGCUGGUACAGUUCUUCUAAAGAAUGAAGGCGCCCUCCCUCUGGACAAGCCGAAGAGCAUCGUUUUAGUUGGGAGUGAUGCUGCUCCACCAGUUUCGGACCAGGGUGGUGAUCCAAGUGGCAUCCUUGCGAUGGGCUGGGGUUCUGGUACCGACAACUUCACGUAUCUCGUUUCCCCCUACGAAGCCAUUCAAGCACGCGCCCGGGUGGAUCAGACUAGUGUUUUCUGGAACUUUGAUGACUGGGAUCUCGCCAGCGCAGGCAAUUCCGUCAUUGGCAUGGAAGCCGCCAUUGUUUUCGUUAACUCCGACUCGGGUGAAGGUUACAUCACUGUCGAUGGAAAUGCGGGUGACAGGCAGAAUCUGAGUGCAUGGCAUCAGGGUGACCAGCUCAUUCUUGCUGUCGCUGCUCAAAACAACAACACUAUCGUGGUCACCAACUCUGUUGGUCCUUUGAUCAUUGAACCUUGGGUCGAUAACCCGAACGUUACUGCCAUUGUCUGGGCUAACCUUGGCGGCAACGAAGCUGGCAAUGCCAUCGCAGACAUUCUUUACGGUGCCUGGAACCCAUCUGGAAAACUUCCGUACACCAUUGCGAAGAGUCCCACAGACUAUCCUGCCCAGCUCGUAACGGGUGGUACUGCAGCAGAUAUCCUGUCCAUAAACUACACCGAGGAUCUCUUCAUUGACUACCGUUGGUUCGAUGCACAAAACAUCACACCUCGUUAUGAGUUUGGCUUCGGAUUGAGUUACACGACUUUCGAGUACUCUGACCUUGCCAUCACGGAAAUUUCUCCCGCCGACUCUGCACAAAUGGACCUGGUUCAGAACUGGGAAGACGGUGGUGCAACACCCAUUGCUGAAGGGUCGACAACUGCUCUUUGGCUGCAUAUGCCAGCAUACACGGUUACCUUCAAUGUGGAAAAUACUGGUACUUUAUACGGUGGCGAGAUUCCCCAACUAUACAUUCAUCACCCACCGUCAGCCGGUGAACCGCCUUCAAUCCUCAAGGGCUUUACGAAUGUCGAGGUCUCACCGGGGCAGACUACCUCCGUAUCGAUCACUCUGUCCCGCUACGAUCUUUCUAUUUGGGAUGUUGUUCGCCAGGGGUGGGCAAAACCAGAAGGAACUAUCACUUUCUCUGUUGGAGCAAGUAGCAGGGACUUUAGGCUGAAUGGGACCAUUCCUUCAUAGAUUCUUAGGUCCUUGCAUUGUAAACAAUCUUGAAGUUCUUUAGACAUGGUAGAUGGUGCACUGGUAUAUGGUGCAACGCUGGAACCCUAUUAUGAUGCUUCGUUGAGGCGUCGGAAAUUCGGUCGGAGCUCUACCGGGUCUUUCGGCCACUUUGCGCAAACCUCACCCAUCGGACCGUCAAUCUUUCACAC
Messenger RNA from Suillus subaureus, 2850 nucleotides. Its product is annotated as family 3 glycoside hydrolase. The coding region runs from base 113 to 2659 and encodes 848 amino acids. The transcript is spliced from 16 exons. Gene Ontology annotation, biological process: glucan catabolic process. Gene Ontology annotation, molecular function: beta-glucosidase activity. NCBI's taxonomy places the organism in Eukaryota, Fungi, Basidiomycota, Agaricomycetes, Boletales, Suillaceae. The record is from RefSeq and is a predicted model, not a curated record.